Molecule: messenger RNA, 1278 nt
Organism: Vicia villosa (hairy vetch)
Lineage: Eukaryota; Viridiplantae; Streptophyta; Magnoliopsida; Fabales; Fabaceae
Exons: 1
Coding region: 1-1278 (425 amino acids)
Biological process (GO): proteolysis
Molecular function (GO): aspartic-type endopeptidase activity
Source: RefSeq, a predicted model, not a curated record
AUGGACAAAAUGAAAGCAGUCCCUUGGGAAUAUAAUUCUGGCGUUCAUACUAUUGUGACAAACAUUGUUGGGCCUGGGGGUAUGACUCGUAGUGGUCGCAUAUUCAAGACUGCACAACCUAAUGAAAAUCUGGCACAAGCCAGCAGUCAGACCGCUGCAAUCCCAACUGAAGAGGGCAUGUCCAAGGAAAAAGAGAUCACUAAUAAGGAUGCUGAAGAGUUCUUGGCAUUGAUCAAGAAAAGUGAUUAUAGAGUGGUGGACCAAUUACACCAAACUCCAUCUAAAAUAUCGCUCCUCUCGCUACUAGUGCACUCAGAGAAACAUCGAGACGCCUUGAUGAAAAUCCUGAAUGCCGCCCACGUGACCAAAGACAUCACUGUAAACCAAUUCGAUGGAAUGGUGGCUAAUCUCACUGCUGGGGCAUGCUUAAGUUUCAGUGAUCAUGAGUUACCCUCACAAGGGAAGGAGCAUAACAAAGCCUUGCAUAUCUCCAUACAAUGUGGGAAAGCUCAUCUGUCUAGAGUUCUAAUCGACACAGGGUCAUCAUUAAACAUGAUGCCAAAAGCUACUCUUGAUAAAAUAGCUUUGGAAGGUCUGGUAGUUAGACCAAGUCAUCUGGUGGUCAAAGCCUUCGAUGGAUCACAAAGUUCGGUGUUUGGAGAGGUAGACCUCCCUAUAGUAGUUGGUCCUCACACAUUUUGCAUCAAUUUCCAAGUAAUGGAAAUCGAACCUGCUUAUACCUGCUUAUUGGGACGUCCCUGGAUUCAUGCUGCUGGGGCAGUUACCUCUACUCUCCAUCAGAAAGUAAAAUUUGUGGACGGAAACUCUAUAGUGACUGUCAAUGGGGAGGAGGACAUAUUUGUUAGCAACCUGGAUUCGUACCGAUACAUCGAGGCUGGAGAAGGGGCAUUAGAGACUUCGUUCCAAGCACUAGAGAUCGCAACUGCUUUCACGCUACCAAUUGAGAAAAUACGAAGGGCGGUAACAUCCUGGAGAUACCUGCAAGACAUGAAAAUGGAAGGAUGGGGCAAGAUUCUGGAAGUUCAAGAGAAGAAGGAUCGUCUGGGGUUAGGAUAUCAACCAACAAGGAAGGCUGCAAAGGAAGAGCAACAAUUCCCUCCGAUCAUGCAAACUUUUGUCACAGGCGGAUAUGAACAUGUAUCCAUGAUAUCUAGCAUGGAGGGUACAUCCAACUUCAUCCAAAUGAUCAGACCAGGAGAACAACUUCAAAAUUGGACAAGCCUGGAGAUACCAGAGAUAGUUUCUAUUUCAAAGUAA